AUGUCGACUGCCGGCGGUUCUUGGUCUACCAUAUAUGUUGAUCGUAGCAACCAUGUUGGAAAGACGAAUAUCACUAUCCAGCCUCAGAAUGAGUACUUUCUCAUGUGGGAGAAUGAAGUUUUCCUAACUAUCUGGGCUCUUGCUGAAACAGAGGGCCAGAAGGUUAUUUUAGCCAAUGAUGAAACCAACAAGAGUCUUCGCUACGGAUAUGCCAAGCAAGAUACAUCUGACCCUGGAGAGGAGCCUGGUUGGUACUGA
Messenger RNA from Fusarium sp. VM40, 258 nucleotides. Lineage: Eukaryota; Fungi; Ascomycota; Sordariomycetes; Hypocreales; Nectriaceae. The record is from the annotation of a GenBank genome assembly.